AUGGCGGCUCUCUGUGCAGACUACAGCGUCCCGGUAGAUUGCGUGGCGGCCGGGCCCGCGCCACGCCCGAGCUCGUUCCACGAGAUCUCUGCACCUAAAGUCGAAUUUAUCGAAGCAUAUUGCACACCACGAGACACAGCCCGCCGCUCACCGCAGCGCAGUCGUAGAUCGCGGGAGCCGCGACGCUCUCCGGACACGUCUAGAUGGCGAUACGAUUCUCGCCGUCAAAACUACGACGUUGAUUCACGUCGACCGUACGAAUACGAAUCAAGGAGAUAUUUUGGUAGAGAGUACGACGCAGACUCAGGGAGACGACCCGCAUUCGACGCGGAGUCGGCACGACGACGUGCGGAUUACGAGUCGGCUAGACGGACUGAUUUUGAUUUGUCUGCUCCUGAAGUGUCCAGGCAAAGUCCUGAGAGUGCUCCAGAGGGUUCAGCCGACUCACCGCCAGAACCAGCGCCGUCAGCCCCCUUACGACAAGACCGACAGUCUCGACACAGAACUCAACCAUAUUACGAAUCCGAAUCAAGUUCAGAAGAUAGAUCAUCAUCAAGUGAAGGCGAAGAAGACGAAUUUGGAGAAUUCGAUCCAUUUGCAACAGCACCGUCAUUGCAUUCACCAGACAGUGGUCGUUCCGAUCCGCGUUACGCAAACGCUCCUCGAAGAAAUCCAAGUCCAUAUUACUACGGCGACUUGUUCAAAACAGCCCCACCACCACCUGCAGCGCCUACUAUUUCUACUUCCUCUUCUCGUGGAGGAUACAGGAAGUCGGCGAGCCUCGACGCACCUCACGUUGCACAAAGACCGAAUCUGCCUAAGAGAUUUUCAGUUGCAGAAGAUGGUUUUCGUGAGCUAGAGCGAUCAUCAUCAUCGUCCGGCGAGAGUGCGUGGAUGCCGCCAAGGCGUCGUGGGCGCGACGCGGCCGGCUGCGCGUGCGCCGCGCCCGAAGAUGUAGAGGAGCAUAGCUCUCGUAGCGUAUUUUAUGUGCCAGCGCCUUUGCCACGCUGGCCACAAGAAAUGACCACACGACAGAUAUACGAAACGGCCUUUGACUGUAAAAUAGCACGCUCAGAUGAUGACUUAGAUGAUUUCGAUCGCGUCAGCAAUCACCCGGCUCUGCUACAAGCUGAGGAACGUAAAGUUAUUUCCUCUGCAUCAUCUGCAUUUGAAGCCGUUGAACGAAGUGAACCAGACUAUAAAGGCCGCCGAAAGGUGACUAUGAAAACUGACAGCGUUCGUCGCUCAAAGAUUCCAACAAUUCGUCAAAAGAGGGAAAACGAGAGCAAUGCUUCAGCAUUAUCAGAAGAAUUGGAAAAAGUACACAUCGAAGAGGAAGAUCGAACAUCAACAUCCCAACUGCCAUUGCGUGGUUAUACACCUUCACCGCCAUCGACAGCGCCUUUACCUACAAAAUUUCAACAGAAAGAUGGAUCAUCGAUGAAUAGUAUAAAAAGUGCUCCUAACUUGCCACAAACUCAACCAGCACAUCCUCGUCUUAAGGAUUUAAGAUUGCCUGUGAAAUCUCUUCGGGCACGGGAUACCCCAACUAGUAGUGAUGCAAGCAUGACAGACGUUAAAGCUUCAGUGUCAACUGAAUUAGACGUCGGUCAACGCUUAAGAGACUCCAGUCGCGAGUCUCGUGAUGGUGAUGAUGAAAGAGCUCAAUCAAAAGACGGUAUUUUUUUAGAGAUUAAGGGUCGACCCACUUCCGAUUCAGACACACCUGAACUGAAUCGGUUCAAGGGGCCAAAGGGGGUCGGCCCUAUAAUGGAGUUUAAAGGCAGGCCUGGCGUCGCUCGCCCGCGACGAAAAUAUUCGAGCACAGAAAGCAUGGCGACUAGUAGUAGUGGUGGAAGUAUGGAGUCACUACGAAGCAGCAAUAGUGAAGGCGAUAGGAGUAGUAGUAGUUCUGAAAGCCGUCAUUCUUCAUCUUUAAGCUCACAUAGCUCGGAUUCCGGAAAUGUCCCAUUUAUUAAAUCACAUCAUAUGCAGUUAUCGGGGUUUGGACAUCAUCCGACUAAAUUGCAUAUCUUAAGUCCCAUAUCAGAUAAAUCUUCUCAGGAACCAGCAUCAGAAACAUCAGAUAAUAACAAGAAUAACAACUCCCAAAAAGUGUCUCCUGAGGAUACUGAAACAGGAAACACGACAUUGCAAACAACCGUUGAAAUUUUACCUAAACCCAAGAGGAGAGCUCUACAAAACAGAAACCUACUAAACCUUACAUUUAGACAUUCAACUCCUGGAGAUACUGAAAUACAAGGAUCCGAUAGUGGUAUAUCUAUUCAUUCCAGAGAAGGUGUAGAUUCACGUAAUGCUUUCAUUAACUUCAAAAACAGUAAUACUGAAGAAGAAAGAAAGGACGAUGCUGUAGAUCUUUCAGAUCUACCAUUUGAUAUGCCGAAACUGCGAAGACGUCGCGCUGAAGCGGAAGUGGAUUUACGUACACUCCCAUUUGACAUGCCUAAACUGCGACGAAAGUUACGCGGACAGUCAUUGCAAUUAAAUAGUGAUUUCGGAGAGGCUAUAUCCAAUGCUUCGUCAAGCCAAAGCGUUCAAGAUUUAAAUCAAGGUAAUAAACACCGCGAGAAAUUAACAUUAAAUUUCGAUAGCGGUAUUGGAUCUGGUAGCGCUAAAGGGUUACAUUUGAAUUUAGGACCCAUAGCUCCGCCACGGGAUCUGGUUGAUGCUUCUCUUCCACUAGACCGACAAGGGUGGUAUCAUGGAACGUUAUCGCGUUUGGAAGCCGAGAGUCUCUUAAGAGAUGCGGAUGAAGGUGCUUUCUUAGUAAGGAACAGCGAAUCCGCCAAACACGACUACUCGCUUAGUUUGAAGUCUACCCGUGGGUUUAUGCAUAUGCGCAUAUGUCGUGGUGGGGACGGCUAUACACUUGGUGGGGCGGCUACUGCCUUUCCUACCGUGCCGGCUCUCAUGCGACACUACGUAACAGCGCAGAGAUUACCUGUUAGGGGCGCUGAACAUAUGGCCCUAUCUACCCCAUUACCUGCUGUCAUGCUU
This is a messenger RNA of Brenthis ino (lesser marbled fritillary), 3018 nucleotides long. NCBI's taxonomy places the organism in Eukaryota, Metazoa, Arthropoda, Insecta, Lepidoptera, Nymphalidae. The record is from the annotation of a GenBank genome assembly.